This is a messenger RNA of Drepanopeziza brunnea f. sp. 'multigermtubi' MB_m1, 927 nucleotides long. RefSeq lists its product as uncharacterized. Lineage: Eukaryota; Fungi; Ascomycota; Leotiomycetes; Helotiales; Drepanopezizaceae. The record is from RefSeq and is a predicted model, not a curated record.
AUGGCACCCGAGGAAUCCCUCGCAUCCGCGAACGCGAAAGCGACCAAGAUAGACACCAAUGUCGUUUUGAAUCGUCUUGCGAUUGCCAUGGCCAAGCGCGAGGCUUUGAUCAGCUCCUGGGAAAACUCGUCCUCCCGAAAGCCACCAAAGACGCAGGAAGAGCUUGACGCCGAAGACGCUCUCAUUUUUCGACAGCAGCCCCCUCGCCUAGGCGUAGGGGCUCCGCUUCCCGCCGAAUACCUGGUCGGCGAAGCCGAACGGAGCAAUAAAUCACUCCGCGCAAGGUUCUUCCCCAGCAAGGGCUUGAAAGCCAGCAAGGCGCGCGAUGCCGAAGAGAAAGCUGCGAGUGCAAAGCGGGCGCAAAUGGAGGAGAGUAGCGACGAGGAGGGGGGCAGGUCAAGCUUGGGAAGGGCGAAGAAAUUGAAUAGCCACCGGAAUGUAAACCCGGUCAAGCAAACUAAGAAGCGUCUAUCUGAUUCUGAUGCCGAUGAUGAGGGGGUAUCUCAUUCAGGAAAGGCAAAGAAGCAGCGAACAGAUACCAGUUUUGAAUAUCCUGCGAAGCAAGUCGUCGGAGAGGAUGAAAUGCCAAAGAAGAGGCCAAAAAGCAGUGGCCCUUCGAACAGGGUCGAGGAACCGAAGCGAAGAGUUGUUACAGAUGCGGCGGAAAAGGUAGCUUCUGCCGAUGCUCCAGCAAGCAACCAGUUGACUGCGAAGGAGAGGAAGAAGUUGAAGAAGACGCAGAAUGAUGUCCAUCCGGUGGAAUCCAAGCACCAGAUUUCUACAAAGUCGGACACGGCAUCCUCUAAGGCCAUUAAGGAAAAAAUCCAGAUGAGUGGGAAGGAGCUGGAGAAGUUGGAGAAGAGGGAGAGGAAGAAGCUGAAGAAACUGGAAAAAUUGAAGGCACAGCGGGCAGCGAAGGGCGAUUGA